GCCCCGCCUACGCUGCUGGGGGCCGGCCGGGCGCGCGUCUUAGGCCGAGUCCCGAGAGUCGCCGCCGCCGCCUGCAGCUGACCUCAGAGCCCCGCAGCUCCUUCAGUGCCGUCGCCAUGGCUGAAGCUGAUAUUGCUUUGAUUGGGCUGGCUGUGAUGGGGCAAAACCUUAUUUUGAAUAUGAAUGACCAUGGCUUUGUGGUUUGUGCUUUUAACAGGACAGUUUCCAAAGUGGAUGACUUUCUGGCCAAUGAGGCCAAGGGAACCAAAGUGAUAGGUGCUCACAGCCUGGAAGAGAUGGUCUCUAAGUUAAAGAAGCCCCGUCGCAUUAUCUUGCUGGUGAAAGCUGGAAGUGCAGUGGAUGAUUUCAUCAAUAAAUUGGUGCCGUUGUUGGAGACUGGAGACAUCAUAAUUGAUGGUGGGAAUUCUGAGUACAGAGAUACCACAAGGCGUUGUAAGGAACUACAGGAAAAGGGCAUCUUGUUUGUCGGAAGUGGUGUUAGUGGGGGAGAGGAGGGUGCCAGAUACGGUCCCUCACUCAUGCCAGGAGGAGCCAAAGAAGCCUGGCCCCACAUCAAGACCAUAUUUCAAAGCAUUGCUGCUAAAGUGGGAUGUGGGGAACCUUGUUGUGACUGGGUCGGAGAUGAGGGUGCUGGACACUUUGUGAAGAUGGUGCACAAUGGGAUUGAAUAUGGAGACAUGCAGUUGAUCUGUGAGGCCUAUCACCUGAUGAAAGAUGUGCUGGGCAUGCAGCAUGAUGAGAUGUCAAAGGUGUUUCAGGAAUGGAAUAAGACUGAGCUGGACUCUUUCCUGAUUGAAAUCACAGCAAAUAUUCUCAAGUUCAAAGACACUGAUGGCAAGUACCUCCUCCCAAAGAUUAAGGACAGUGCAGGACAAAAAGGCACAGGAAAGUGGACAGCCAUUUCUGCCCUGGAAUAUGGAGUCCCUGUCACACUCAUAGGUGAAGCUGUGUUUGCACGCUGCCUGUCUUCCCUCAAGGAUGAGAGAGUACAGGCCAGUAAGCUGCUGGAUGGGCCCAAAAUGACUCAGUUCAGUGGGAACAAGAAGGCCUUCCUGGAGGACAUCCGCAAGGCCCUGUAUGCUUCCAAGAUCAUCUCAUAUGCUCAAGGCUUCAUGCUGCUGAGACAAGCUGCCAAAGAAUUUGGCUGGACACUGAAUUAUGGUGGCAUUGCACUGAUGUGGAGGGGAGGCUGCAUCAUCAGAAGUGUGUUCCUGGGGAAAAUCAAAGAUGCUUUUGAUCGAAACCCUGAGCUCCAGAACUUGCUGUUGGAUGAUUUCUUUAAGUCAGCCAUUGAAGACUGUCAGGACUCAUGGCGACGUGUGAUCAGUACUGGAGUACAGAUUGGCAUCCCUAUGCCCUGCUUCACUACAGCACUUUCUUUUUAUGAUGGGUACAGGCAUGAAAUAUUGCCAGCUAACCUGAUUCAGGCUCAGCGUGAUUACUUUGGUGCACACACGUACGAACUGCUGUCGAAGCCAGGUGUAUUUAUCCAUACCAACUGGACAGGCCAUGGGGGAAGUGUGUCCUCCUCUGCCUACAAUGUCCUGCCUCACAGGGUACCGCCCAAGGAGGUCUGCAGACCCUCCCCGUGCGGGACCUGUGUUUUCCUCGCCGGUAGAGGAGGAUCUUCAAACAGCCCAUGUGUGGCAGCAGGCGGCAGCCGCGGGGCCCGGCCGCGGCGCUUUCCUCAGGCCGGGCGGGGCUGGGGCUCCGACAUGGCGGCGGCGCAGCCCCGCCCCGUGCGCUGGGCGGGAAACCUCCCUGAGGGCCGGGCCGCGGCGGGGCUCGCCAUGGGAGCGGCGGACGACGAGGAGCGGCUCCUGCUCACACAGAGGCUGAAGGCUGCGGUGCACUACACGGUUGGCUGCCUGUGUCAGGAUGUGGCAGAAGACAAAGGCAUGCAGUUCAGCAAGCAAACCAUCGCAGCCAUUUCGGAGAUCACCUUCAGGCAGUGUGAGACCUUUGCAAAAGACCUCGAAAUGUUUGCAAGGCAUGCAAAGCGGAGCACAGUCACUACAGAGGACGUGAAGCUUUUGGCUAGACGGAGCAACUCUUUGCUAAAGUAUAUCACCCAGAAGAGUGACGAGCUUGCAGCAAGUACCAUGGAGCAAAAGGAAAAGAAGAAAAAGAAGUCCAGUGCAGGUAAAGGAAGGAGAACUUCUGAGGAACAAGGAGCAGCUGUGCCUGAAAGUGAAGAUUCCAACAUGGCAUGAUUCUGGCCAUUUUCUCCUACUAUCCUAGAGGACCAAAGCUCCCCUGUGGGAGAGGCUUCUUACAGGUUAGCAACAGUAAUGGUCCUUAGGUGUUCAGGUGAACAUGGUUGGGUGGAUUGUUCUGGUAUAAAAAUGAAAGGUCUGUUAGAAUCCAGUAAAGCUUACAGCCAAAAUGCCUUCAUUGCUUACAAAAGGUCUCUUGUUAAAAAGAAAAUACUUUAGAGAGAAUGUUCUGCUGUAAACUAUUUAUUUAAUCAUAAUACCUCAGCAUGUGCAACUCCCUCCAUGCUGCCACUGAAUUUCUUCAAUAAUUGUUUGACUCUUCCUCCUUGCUUCUAUUUUUGCUUGGAUAUUUCAAGUAUUUUGGUUUUAAGAGCCAUAGCUGUGACUUUUGACUAUUAAAACAUGUUUUGUGUCAUCUUUCACCAGU
Dryobates pubescens (Downy woodpecker) is the source of this 2664-nucleotide messenger RNA. RefSeq names its product 6-phosphogluconate dehydrogenase, decarboxylating. Gene Ontology annotation, cellular component: cytosol; FANCM-MHF complex. The record is from RefSeq and is a predicted model, not a curated record. Gene Ontology annotation, biological process: pentose-phosphate shunt; pentose-phosphate shunt, oxidative branch. NCBI's taxonomy places the organism in Eukaryota, Metazoa, Chordata, Aves, Piciformes, Picidae. Gene Ontology annotation, molecular function: NADP binding; protein heterodimerization activity; phosphogluconate dehydrogenase (decarboxylating) activity. Bases 117 to 2234 code for a protein of 705 amino acids. The transcript is spliced from 18 exons.